AUGUCCACCCCAUCGCCCUCGCCAAAGCCCCAAUCCUCCACAUCCCCCUCGAUCAUCAGAUUCAUCCUCGCAAUCACGAGCGGAGCCUUCGCCGCAUUGAACGGAGUAUUCGCGAAACUAACAACAGACAACCACACAACAGCCUUCGCGCAAUCCCUCGCCCACCUCUUCGGACUGGAGUCAUCGCCUGUAAUUGAGAUGAUAGUUAGAGGUGCCUGUCUAGGUCUCAACGUCCUGUGCAAUGUAAUAAUGUGGGCGCUCUUCACGCGCGCUCUAACUGCCGGCCCGUCAACGACGAAAGUGUCUAUCACGAAUACGGCGUCGAAUUUCCUCACUACGGCGCUGUUGGGCAUGAUUGUUUUCUCCGAGGCUGUGGGUGGGCUUUGGUGGGUUGGGGCUGGGAUGAUGGGGGCUGGGUGUAUUUUGGUCGGGAUGAGGGAGGGUGCUUGA
This is a messenger RNA of Penicillium bovifimosum, 450 nucleotides long. RefSeq lists its product as uncharacterized. The transcript has 3 exons. Bases 1 to 450 code for a protein of 149 amino acids. The record is from RefSeq and is a predicted model, not a curated record. NCBI's taxonomy places the organism in Eukaryota, Fungi, Ascomycota, Eurotiomycetes, Eurotiales, Aspergillaceae.